CAGAAGUGCAUGGUUCUCUUGUGGGCGAUUUUGAACGACUAGAACGCGCGCGAGUCUUCCAUUUUAUAGACACGGCCGGCCGGGGCUUAUUUCUAUGCACUGGAGGUAGAUUCGUCAUAUAGCGAGGGCCAAGCGGCAUGGUCUGAAAUUUACAAGGCGAUGCCAAUGCUAACCAUUGACGCGACCACCGGAAUGAACAAUGGCGGCGUUCUCCUGCUAUUCAUCGUCUUCAUGGCCGGUGUCGUGCUCACUUUUGUUCUAUCGAGUCGACGGGGUCAUGGGAGAAGCGCACCGAGCCCCCCGUCGGUCCCGCUGCUGGGCCACCUCCACCUGAUCAAGAAGCCGCUACACCGGUCGCUGGCCACGCUGGCCGCCUCGGUGAGUGGCGGAGCACCGGCGCCGCUCGUGUCGCUGCGGCUGGGCGCGCGCCCGGCGCUCCUCGUGUCGACGCACGCGGCGGCCGAGGAGUGCUUCACGGCGCACGACGCCGCGCUCGCGGGCCGGCCGCGGCUGCUCGUGGGGAAGCACCUCGGGUACAACUACACAGCGCUCACCUGGGCCUCCCACAACGCCCACUCGGGUCUCCUGCGCCGGAUCCUCGCCGGCACGCUCUUCUCGGCGCCCCGCCUCGAGGAGCGCGCGGCCGACCGCCUCGCCGAGGUCACGUCCCUCGUGGAGAAUCUGGUCAAGGACACCGGCGGCGGCGGGGCGGAGGUCACGCUCCGUCCUAGGCUCUUCGAGCUGCUUCUGAACACGAUGCUGCGCGUGGUGACAGCGGACGGGCACGCCGGCGACGCGCGCGUGUUCCAGCUGUUCGUGGAGGAGUCAUUUAAGGUGGUCGGCGCGCCCAGCGUCGGGGACUUCUUCCCGGCGCUGGGGUGGGUCGACCGUCUCCGCGGCAUCGAGGCGGCGCAUGCGAGGCUGCAGGCGUGGCGUGACGCCUUCGUUGGAGGCAUCAUCGACGACCACAGGCGAAGGCCCGACGCCGGUAGUACCGGGGACAGGAAGAGCGUCAUCGACGAGCUCUUGGCGCUGCAAAAGAUCGAUCCCGAGUACUACACCGACACCAUCCUCAAAGGCAUCGUCCUGAUACUGUUCACAACUGGCACGGACACGACGGCGCUGACCAUCGAGUGGACGAUGGCGUUGCUGAUGACGCACCCGGAGCUGCUUCGAAAGACGAGGGAGGAGAUAGACGCCAACGUUGGCACGGGACGGCUCGUCGACGAGACGGACAUGGCCAACCUCCCUUACCUGCAGUGCGUUGUCAAGGAGAGCCUCCGGUUCUGCCCCGUCGGCCCUCUCAUCCCGGCGCACGAGGCCAUGGAGGACUGCACGGUGGGAGGCUUCAGGGUCCGCCGCGGCACGAUGGUCCUCGUGAACGCGUGGGCGAUCAACCGGGACGCCAACCUCUGGAGCUCCCCGGAAGAGUUCAGGCCGGAGCGGUUCUUGGACGCCGGCGCUGCCCCCAUGAUGCCGUUUGGGCUCGGCCGGAGGAGGUGCCCCGCGGAAGGGCUGGCGAUGCGUCUUCUUGGCUCGACAGUUGCAGCGCUGGUGCAGUGCUUCGAGUGGGAUGCCGGCGCCGUUGACAUGGCCGAAGGUGCCGGUCUGAGCAUGCCAAUGGCCACGCCGUUGGCUUCUGUGUGCCGGCCCCGAGAAUUUGUCUACCAUUUGUUCUCGUCUUCUGCUUGAUGGACCCGUCCGCAUGUUUCACAAGGAAACGAAAUUUGUGAGGGCUUUCCUGUGCAUCGGUUGUGAGAUCAACAAGCAAUGAAAAAAAUCAGAACA
Messenger RNA from Lolium perenne, 1788 nucleotides. Its product is annotated as cytochrome P450 81Q32-like. NCBI's taxonomy places the organism in Eukaryota, Viridiplantae, Streptophyta, Magnoliopsida, Poales, Poaceae. Gene Ontology annotation, molecular function: heme binding; oxidoreductase activity, acting on paired donors, with incorporation or reduction of molecular oxygen; monooxygenase activity. The record is from RefSeq and is a predicted model, not a curated record.